GGGUGAGGGGAGGCACCAACGGGUGGAGGAGAAGCUUCCAGAAGUGGGGAGAGAAGCCCCCACCUGUGCCCCCAUAGCUCUGAGGGUUGGGAGGCAGCACCUGCAGCCCUCACCGUCCUGCCCUCAGGCUGCAAGGCUCAUUCCCAAGGGGGCUCUUGGGUUCCCUGAGUGCCUGAGUGUCCACAGGUUGGACCCCCGAGAAGCCCCAGCUGGGGAGUACUCCUCCCUCCCUCCCUGUGGCUGCUUGCCCAGCAGGUUCCCGUGGUGGGGGCACUAAGUGCCCAGAUGGGCCCCAGGGGGCGUGAGGACUCGUGGGGCCGGCUGGGCCCUCAGGAGGAGCUGGGGUGCUCUCGAGCGCCUGUGGGUGCUGGGGUGGCUGCUUCCCUGCCUGUCACGAGGAAGUGGGACCGCCCGCCUGCCACGCCCAGCCCUAGGUGCUCCAGCUGGGCCACAGCCUGGUCCUGCCACUGCGCCAGCCAUGGUGUCCCGGGACCAGGCUCACCUGGGCCCCAAGUAUGUGGGCCUCUGGGACUUCAAGGCCCGGACGGACGAGGAGCUGAGCUUCCGAGCGGGGGACGUCUUCCACGUGGCCAGGAAGGAGGAGCAGUGGUGGUGGGCCACGCUGCUGGACGAGGCGGGUGGGGCCGUGGCCCAGGGCUAUGUGCCCCACAGCUACCUGGCCGAGAGGGAGACCGUGGAGUCGGAACCGUGGUUCUUCGGCUGCAUCUCCCGCUCAGAAGCUGUGCGUCGGCUGCAGGCCGAGGGUAACGCCGCCGGCACCUUCCUGAUCAGGGUCAGCGAGAAGCCAGGCGCCAACUACGUCCUGUCGGUGCGGGACGCGCAGGCUGUGCGGCACUACAAGAUCUGGUGGCGAGCCGGGGGCCAGCUGCACCUGAACGAGGCGGUGUCCUUCCCCAGCCUGUCCGAGCUUGUGAACUACCACAGGGCCCAGAGCCUGUCCCACGGCCUGCGGCUGGCCGCGCCCUGCCGGAAGGUAGCCCCUGAGCCUCUGCCCCACUGGGAUGACUGGGAGAGGCCGAGGGAGGAGUUCACGCUCUGCAGGAAGCUGGGGUCUGGCUACUUUGGGGAGGUCUUCGAGGGGCUCUGGAAAGACCGGGUCCAGGUGGCCAUUAAGGUGAUUUCUCGAGACAACCUCCUGCACCAGCAGACGCUGCAGUCGGAGAUCCAGGCCAUGAAGAAGCUGCGGCACAAACACAUCCUGGCACUGUACGCCGUGGUGUCCGUGGGGGACCCUGUGUACAUCAUCACGGAGCUCAUGGGCAAGGGCAGCCUGCUGGAGCUGCUUCGUGAUUCUGACAAGAAAGUCCUGCCCGUUUCGGAGCUGCUGGACAUCGCCUGGCAGGUGGCUGAGGGCAUGUGUUACCUGGAGUCUCAGAAUUACAUCCACCGGGACCUGGCCGCCAGGAACAUCCUUGUCGGGGAAAACACUCUCUGCAAAGUUGGGGACUUUGGGCUAGCCAGGCUCAUCAAGGAGGACGUCUACCUCUCCCAUGACCGUAACAUCCCCUACAAGUGGACGGCCCCCGAAGCACUCUCCCGAGGCCAUUACUCCACCAAAUCCGACGUGUGGUCCUUUGGGGUUCUCCUGCACGAGAUUUUCAGCAGGGGUCAGGUGCCCUACCCAGGCAUGUCCAACCACGAGGCCUUCCUGAGGGUGGAUGCCGGCUACCGCAUGCCCUGCCCUCUGGAGUGCCCGCCUAGCGUGCACAAGCUGAUGCUGACAUGCUGGUGCAGGGACCCUGAGCAGAGACCCUGCUUCAAGGCCCUUCGGGAGAGGCUUUCCAGCUUCACCAGCUACGAGAACCCGACCUGAGCGGCUGUGGAGCGGGCACAGCCGGGCCCUGCUGAGGAGGGCCCUGGGCAGAGGGCCUGCACCUGGGGUCAAGGCCCACGCGCCACCCUAGGGUUUACUGAGGUGAUGGGUGCAGGAAAGGUUCACAAACGUGGAGUGCCCGCGUCCCACACACGCGUGUGCUCUCGUUCCUCCGUCGUGUGUGCCUUGGGUCUCAGCUGCUGACAGGCAGCCUGCUCCGGAGCCUACAGGUGAGAUCCCGGGAGACUGACACGAAGCCAGCCGAGAUCAGAGGGGAUUCCGACCACAGCCUGCUCUCUGGAUGUCUGUCGGCAGUACCGGCUGAGGGUGGGAGGCAAACACGUCUUGCCCCUGCUUUUCCCAGCUCAGCUUGGCAGGAGAAAGUCAUUCGUACGGCUCGCGACUCUUGUGUAAAUUUGGUUUUGGUGCCCACAGGUGCUUUCCUCCCGGGGACAGGUGUUUCUUUCCUGUUUGUCUUGUACCUCGAGAGCCUGGCUUUGUGACUAGUGAGAACUCUCCCCCUAGUUUCCGCCAGCCCGAGCAUCACUGCCCAAGGCGCCAGCUCUUAGGGGGUUUGUAACAAGAGGUUCCCCAUCCACGAGGGGCUUUUCCCGCCUCCACCUUUGUUGCUGGGUCAGUGCUGGAAAGCACUUCUGACUCCUGCCUGAGAAGGACCCUUCUCUGCUGUCUGUGGGGCGGUUCCGGGCUGGGGGGCUGCCUCCUUUGCACCUGCUUUUGAAGGUGUCUCUUUCAUCCAUGAUUAAGUCAUAAAAAGCUGAUUGGUUUUGGUUUUGACU
This is a messenger RNA of Macaca mulatta (Rhesus monkey), 2631 nucleotides long. The record is from RefSeq and is a predicted model, not a curated record. Lineage: Eukaryota; Metazoa; Chordata; Mammalia; Primates; Cercopithecidae.